AUCAGAACAAUUGAAUGAUUUAUUACUGAUAGAUAUUUUUUUCUAUUAAUUCUCAAGUGUCUGUUGACAUAAGUAAACAUGAAAUAUGAAUAUGGAAAUGGUCUUGUUGAACUUAGUCACACUGAUUAUCGAUCAUAUCGACAUUUCGAGUUGGAAAAUGGUAUGAAAGUAAUGAUUAUUUCUACUUGCAAUGAUAAUAAUGAUAAUCACUCAGUUUCGGAUAAUUUGUCCGCUGUAGCACUCAGUGUCAAUGUUGGUUCAUUUUCUGAUCCUUAUGAAGCUCAAGGACUUUCUCAUCUCUUAGAACAUAUGUUAUUUCAUGGAGAUAUAACAAAUUCAGGAAUGGAAACACUUCAUAGUUUUUUACAAGAACGUAAUGGUUAUUUGGAUUCUAAAACGUCGAAUGAACAUACACUAUUCUACUUCAGCAUAUCAGAUAGAUAUUUUGAAGAAGCAUUAAAUUUAUUCGCUUUACACUUUGUCAAUCCUACACUAAAUAUAGAUGGAAUGAGAAAAUCAAUUGAAAAAAUUGAUAUGGAAUUUCAAAAAGUGAAAACAAGAGAUUAUGCAAAACUUCGUGGUUUCAUAUCAAGUUUAGCUGUCAAAGGAUCUCCAUACCGGUUAUUUGGUCGAGGAAAUAAACAGUCAUUGAUCAAUGAGCCAGAAAAAAAUAACGUUGAUGUAUACAGCUUGUUGAAAAAACAUUGGACUACAUUGUAUUCAGCGCACAGGAUGACACUAGCCAUUCAGUCAAAAGAUCCCUUGAACAAAAUGGAACGAAUUGUUCGAGAGAAAUUCUCUAAAAUACCAGCAAAUCGAUCAGUGAAAAUAGAUUUCACAAGAUUUGGAAACAGUUUUAAUUCACCUGAAUUCUUCAAAUUAUAUCAUGUUGAUAGUGCUCGAAAUAAAGAACAAUUACGUAUGGUUUGGGCUAUACCUAGUGUUUGUACAUUAUAUGAAUCAAAUCCAGUUGCAGUGUUUGCAUAUUUCCUAAAUGACAAACAUCCAUAUGGUCUUGAAAAUUACCUUAAAAAUAAUCAUUUAGCGACAGAAGUGAAAUGUGAAUUUUCCGCCAUGUCAGAUUUUGAUAAUUCAUCUAUUUGUGCUUUGAUUACAAUUUGCAUUGACUUAAUUGGUACACGUUCCGAUUUAUUCAAAAUUACAAAAAUUGUUUAUGAAUAUUUACGAUUUUUAUCGAGUAAAGCAAAAGAAGCAUGUACAAAUAAAAACAAUGAUGAGAAUAAUGAUGUGAAUAAUAAUAGUAAUAAUAAUAACGGCUAUCACCAUAAUCAUAAUCCUGUGCGUAAAAGUUUAAGCAUACUAAAUAAUAGUCAUCAUAAUAAUAACACUAGUAAUACUAAUACUAACAAUAAUACCGGUAAUGUCAAAUCAACAUUUGAUUCAUGUGUAAGAGAUUUUCAAUUAACUCAAAGAGAAACUUUUGAAUGUCGUGCAAUAUUUGGACCACAAGAAACUGUUAUCUGGAUUGCCAAUAUGUUGCAGCAUACAUUGCCACAAGAUGUGCAUUCAGCUUAUUUAGUGAUAAAAACACUUGAUUUUCAGGUGUAUUCAGAAAUUUUGGAUACUUUAUCCAAACAACAAGCAUGUUUAAUUCAUAGUUCAAAAUUAAAUCCUACUACAAUGCAGAAAUAUAUUCAUAUUGAAAAAUGGUACAAUCUACAAUAUACACUAGAAGAAGUUUCAUCUAAACAAAUAGGUUGUCUGGAUAGCUUGCAUGGAACAGUUCCAUUUUCGCUUCCAUUAAAAGUCAAUGGUAAUGUACAUGAAUACUGUCCUUUACCAACCGAAAAUGAUGUACAAUCACCUAUUAAUCUUAUGUCAGAAUUAGGAAGUGCAUUUGAAAAUUACGGUUCACUUUGGUAUCAAAAAUACAAUAAUCAACAUAAAAAUGAAGCUUACAUCUACACACAAAUUUCAACGGGCUUGGAAAUCGACUGUCCUAUGAAAUCGUGUUUAGCACGUUUAUUACAGUUUAGCCUCAAAGUUCGAUCGCUUGAUUGUAAAUUAUUGUCAACGGAACCUAGAAUGCAAUGUUCAGUGAAUACAAAUGUCAAUGGACCGGAAUUCAUUAUUAAAGGACCAUGUGAAGAAAUUUCCCGUUACUAUAAAGAAUUUUUGAAAAGUAUCACUGAUGAUUUAACUAAAGAACAUUUAAUACAAUCUAAAAAUCUAUUACUAGAAGAAUUGAACUGUCAAUCAUCCAAUCCAGAUUCCAUUGUUGAAAAUAUAAAUUCAUGUUUAUGGCAUCCAAAUGAUUAUGUUGCUAGUAGUUUGUUGAGCUCACUAAAUUCCUUGUCAAUAGCUGAUUUGAUGGCAUUUGAAUCGCAAUAUUAUUAUCAAUUAGAAAUCAACAUGUAUAUUGUUGGUGAUGUAACAUGUGAUUUAGCCAAGGAUUUAUUUACCUACACAAUAGGAUCCUUCAGGUGUAAUUCAAAAUCUAAAGGGACCAAAAAAAUUGAUUAUAUUUCACUUCGACCUGGCAUUUAUUAUCAUUCGGUACCGAUUCAAUCAAAUGAUGAAAAGUUUCGUCAACUUAUUCAAUUUCAACGAAUUGAAAAUCCUUCACCUAUAGAUGAAUUUUAUUGUAAAAUAAUCACGGAAUUAUUGAGACCGCAUGCACAACAAUAUUUUCAACAUUAUGAAUCAGUCAAUGGUCCAGUUUCAUUAGAUUUUUAUAAAUUAACAUCAAAUUCAUCCAGCCGAAUUAUUGGGACACGUUUAUCACUGACAAAUAAUAAUAGUCAAUCAAAUAAACAUGAUGACAUUUAUCUCAUCAAUUGUAUUCGUGUAUUUUGGAAAGAGAUUGCAUCACGGGUCAUUGCGUGUGUUGAUCAGAAUAAGAAAAAUUUUGAACAAAUUUGUGACACAGUUAUGUCAAAUGAAUCAAUCAAGAAUAAUGAUCUUGAAGUUAUAUCUCAGUUUUAUUGGGAUAAGAUUAAAACGAAUUGUCUAGAUGGAGCGAAAAAUGUAAAGAAAUCGUUGAAAUGGGAAGUGAACCAAGAGAAAUUGCUAGAAUAUUUCUACGAAACCUAUCUGAAUCCUGCGAAAGAAAUUUCCAUAUUUAUUGAUCUUAGGGAUACAGAAUCUGAAUCGUUGGAUAUUACUAAAAUAAACAAUAAAAAUCUUAAUGCCAACUUAAAUUCUUAUCUAAAAGAUGA
Schistosoma turkestanicum is the source of this 3179-nucleotide messenger RNA. Lineage: Eukaryota; Metazoa; Platyhelminthes; Trematoda; Strigeidida; Schistosomatidae. The record is from the annotation of a GenBank genome assembly.